UUAGCCUUAAUCAUCCUCAUCUUACUCUUUAAAGCGAAACUAUUAAUUAACGGGAAGAUUUAUAUGGCUCCACCACCUCCAGCACCGCCGUCUGUUACGUUGAGGACAGUACUCCUCCUCCUUAGGGUUUUGACCGCGGCUUUCCUCGUCAUAACGGUGGUCCUCAUCAGCACCAACACCGUCACUCUCGAAGUUUUAAGGACAUCUAUAAAAAUGCGUUUUAACGAUGUCUAUGCUUAUAGAUACAUGCUGUCCGCUGCCGUCAUCGGACUCCUUUACGCCGUUGUACAACUGUUCAUAACAAUCUCCCAAUUCGCCACCGGAAUUACACAUCCUCUUAGUUAUCAGUUCAAUUUCUACGGUGAUAAGAUAAUUUCAUAUUUACUGGCGACGGGUUCGGCGGCUGGAUUUGGAGUGAGCAAAGAUUUGAAAGACACAUACCUAGCAUUGAUAGAAUUUGAAUCGACUGAUCCGGUGGAUAAGUUCUUCAGUAAAGGAUACGCAUCGGCCAGUCUUCUUCUCUUUGCAUUCGUCUCUCUUGCGGUUUUAUCCGUUUUCUCAUCUCUUGCUCUUUCCAAACGACCAAUUCAAGUCUCAUAAACCCACAUGUGAUCAUUGUAACCCUACAAUAUACUUUCUUCAUUUUA
Molecule: messenger RNA, 647 nt
Organism: Arabidopsis arenosa
Lineage: Eukaryota; Viridiplantae; Streptophyta; Magnoliopsida; Brassicales; Brassicaceae
Source: the annotation of a GenBank genome assembly